AUGGUAAAUUUGAGAGGAGGAUUGGUUGGCCGCAAUACGCGUCCAGGAGGCACUCAGGUGAAGAAACACAAGAAGAAGCAAGAAUUUAUAAAACAACGUGAUGUGGAAAACGUUGCAAUAGAGUUGCAUGAAGAAGAAGUUACAACAGAAUUGGUUGGUGAUACACUUGUUGAUGAAGAAAGACAGGACGAUAUUCUUAAUCGUGAAGAACCAGAGCAGGAAGAGGUUCAGCAGCAUCAAGAAUGUACACAAAAAGAUGGAUUUCAGUAG
This is a messenger RNA of Microthlaspi erraticum, 270 nucleotides long. Lineage: Eukaryota; Viridiplantae; Streptophyta; Magnoliopsida; Brassicales; Brassicaceae. The record is from the annotation of a GenBank genome assembly.